AUGGGCGUCCCCAGAGCCAUCCUGCUCUGCCUCCUUGGGGCUGCGUUCUGCCUGACAGAGUCCCAAGCCCAGCAAUGCUACAGCUUUCAACACACCUACUUCGGGCCCUUUGACCUCAGCGUCAUGAAGUUCCACAACAUCUCCUGUCCCCACGGGUGCUCUGAGGCUGUCUUGUCCCUGGACACUGGGUACCGUGCCACGGUGACCAUGGUACAGAAGGGCUGCUGGACAGGCCCGCCUACGGGCCAGAUGCUGUCCGACGAUCACGCGCUGCCGCCUGACUACUCGGUGGUGCGCGGCUGCAUGACCAACUUUUGCAACACCAACCUCAUGACCCACGACGCCAUCCCCAAUCUGAGCCCGGCACCCAACCCACCAACUCUCAGCGGCAUGGAGUGCUACGCCUGCUUGGGAAUCCACCCGGAGGACUGCACCCCCGAAAAGUCCCGACGGGUCCAGUGUCACCAGGACCAAAGCGUCUGCUUCCAGGGCAAUGGCCAAAUGACCGUCGGCAAUUUCUCAGUCCCUGUGUACAUCAGAACCUGCCACCGGCCCUCCUGCACCGUCAAGGGCACCUCCAGCCCCUGGACAAACAUUGACCUCCAGGGCUCCUGCUGCGAGGGGCAGCUCUGCAACAGGGACUCUGUGACCCAGCCCUUCACCGCCACCUCGGCCGCCGCCACCCCUUCCCAGGCGCCCCACCGCGGGGCCCUGCUCCUCAUGGUCCCCCUGCUGGCUGGCGCCCUGGGAGGCCCCCUCGUGCCCUCCUCUUAGAAGCCCCCCCAGCCUCGUCAGGAGCAGGAUGCUGGAGCAGGCACGGGCCCACUACUCAGCCCACUUCAGCCUCCUUAACGUGGCUCACGGGGAAAUGAUGUCAAACAACAGUUUGCCCUCCGGUCCCUCUCCCUCCCUCCCUUCCCUACCCCUACCCUGCCCUUAUCUGAUCAGCAGGCCUGGAAGAAUUUGGGAAAGGUCCCCACCACCCCAGGGUGGGGAGAAACAACCACAUCCUGGCCCAUAUGAAGAGCAAUCCUAAGAAUAGCCAUUACUGGGCACCAGUCAGGCCCCAGCACCCCAUCACCUUCUUUCCUGUCCUUUCCCUGGGGAGCCAGCUUGGAGCUACGACAAUGUCUUUAUUAGUGUCGCUGUGAGAAGUUCAAGGGGCAGCACGUCCUAGAAGCUAGGAGCCCAAACUCUGGAGCUCCUAACUCCAGAGCUGUGGAGCUAGCUCUACCCUUUAGCCUGUAGGUGACCUUGGGCUAGUUACUUGACUUCUCUGCGCCUUCCUCACCUAUAAG
Molecule: messenger RNA, 1298 nt
Organism: Hyaena hyaena (striped hyena)
Lineage: Eukaryota; Metazoa; Chordata; Mammalia; Carnivora; Hyaenidae
Gene: LYPD5
Product: LY6/PLAUR domain containing 5
Exons: 5
Coding region: 1-774 (257 amino acids)
Cellular component (GO): plasma membrane
Source: RefSeq, a predicted model, not a curated record